Molecule: messenger RNA, 3411 nt
Organism: Polychytrium aggregatum
Lineage: Eukaryota; Fungi; Chytridiomycota; Chytridiomycetes; Polychytriales
Exons: 6
Coding region: 112-3261 (1049 amino acids)
Biological process (GO): signal transduction
Source: RefSeq, a predicted model, not a curated record
ACUUGCCCCCCAAGUCAUCCGCAUCGUCUCGAUUGCUGUUCACCGCCUCUGUUUGACUGCGUGUCUCCGCUGGACCGCUCGUCUCGAUUCAGUCUGUCCCGAGCAAUAACCAUGGCUUCCGCCGACCCUUUUGCCGUCUUUGCCGACCCCUCCGUCUCAUCAAUCAGCCGCAGCCGUGCGCUUGCCAUCCUCAGAGGCACAGACACCAACCGUGACUUGCCCCGACCAGAUCCCGAAGACAUCUGGAAUGGCUUUCUGCAGCAUGGCCCGCGGCUCAUUGCCUCUGCAGACUUUGAGUGGAUGGCCAUCGACCUGACCUAUCUGCUGCUGUCGACCCAAUACAAGGAACAGUUCACCGACGACCAGGCUCAGCAAGCCAAGGCAGUUCUGCUUGCCUUCAAGGACCGCAUCGAGGCUUCCGGCCAGUUCUUUUGCAUGAGCUCGUCCGAGUGGUCCUGGACCAACUCGGUCAUCUCCACCCUCGUUUCGCUGAUGCGUGUCUACUUUUCCUCGCGCCUGGCCGAGUUCGAGUCCUUCACCCAGUCCUUUCACUCGAUCCACGAGUACUGCUGCAUCUUUCGCUACUUCCGCUUCCUGGGCGACAGCAUCUCGGUCUCGCCCGAAGUGCGGAGCGCUCUCAUGGCCCUCUCGGACAAGUUCCGGGACUCGUAUGACGAGUACCCGGUGGCGGCCGCCGACGCCGCCAAGGUCUUCCUCGACCCGAGCGUCGAUGGCCGCAUCCGCCGGUUCGCACUCAAGAAGGCUGUCGAGCUCAUAGAAGGCGCAACGUCCAAAUCGGACAAGCUCGCCAGCAACAAGCUUGCCCAGGAGUUGAUGCCGCACCUGGUCACCUUGACCAAGGAGAGCUUUUUUGGCUGGAUCCUGGUUGAGUACUGGAGUGUCGCUGGGUAUGUGCUCGACACAUAUGUCCCCGCAAAGGGGCAGAUUACCGAGGAAGACAUCUUGUGGAUGCUCGAGCUGCUUCCCAUUGCCUGCAACCUGCAUCCGGACGCAUACAACUAUGCUUCGUACAAGUUCAAGGUGUCCGCCGUCAUCAAGCUUGUCAAGGCCAACUUUGACACCGACUCGCCCGUGGUCCUAGAGGCAUAUGAAAAGUGCUGGUCAGCCUGGAUCUCUGGAAACAUGGGAAGCAUGACGAUCUCGAUCAUCUCGGAUGUUAUAUCCAAUGCUCCGAGCUUCUGGAAAAGCAAAGUUCCCUCAGUUUUGGAGCUGAUUCUAGCAGGAUCGCUGGAAUCCACGCUGGAACUUACGCUUAGCGGCCAGAUUACGAUGCUCGGCACCACCGAACCCUCGGCCCUCUAUCCGCAUCUCAAGCUCAUUGGCGAGAAUAUCUCCAAUCUGUCCAUCUUGAACAUCUUCAACCUUGUGGCAAAUUCCCCCUCCGAGAUGUGGGCUGCAAGCGGCAUCGACGGCAUGAAGCUCAUCGACUCCCUCGGCGCCGUCCAAGUCAUGUUUAUCCCUAAUAUCACCAGAGUCAUUGGCAUGCUGGUCACAGCCCAUCCGGAACAGUAUUCUGACAUGGCAGUUGUUCGAAAGAUUGACGAUCGUAUCAAAUCCACUAGCACUUUCUACUUCGCCUUCAAUAUCUACGGCACCCUUGGCCUCCAUUCGCCCAAAAUCCGACCCGAAAUCGUGCAGCUCCUCAUGGAGUGGCUCCGCAAACCGCUCCAAGACUAUGAAAAACUGGCGGUUCUCACCAAUCUAAAGCCAAUUGCCGAAGCUGACGUCGAUAUGGUCAAGCCAUACCAGAAAGAGAUCGAGGCGGUCCGAGACGCCAGCGCCGGCAGUACGCGCGAAUCGGCGCAGGCUCUAUGCGACACCCUCGAUGGCAUCAGCUUGAGGUCUCUGGCUGCCAAGAUCGUCAACCUCGAUGGCAUCUGGAAGCAGAUUGGCUUGGAUGCCAACGACCCGUUUUUGAACGCCGUGGCAGAGUCGCAGACCCAGGCCGGCAACGAAGCUGCCCAGCAGUACGAUGUGCUCCUGUCAUACAACCGUGAUAGCCACCAUGCCUUUGAGGCUGCCGACAAAAUCAGGGCCGCACUGGUCGAGAAGGGCUUUGUCGUGGCUAUGGAUGCGCCGCGCGAUAAGCUGGACUAUAAACGUGUGGCCAAGCACAUCAUGAACAGCCAAGUCGUGUGCCCAUGUCUCAGCCGGGACUACGAGGAGUCAGAGAGUUGCAAGCGCGAGCUCGGUUUUGCGGCCGACCAAGUCCGCCUGGGCAAGAAAAUCGUUCCCAUCCGCCUGGAAGACGCUGCCUUCACCUGGACAGCGCUGAUUACCUCUGGACUGCUCUACACCAUGUUCUCCGAUCGCGAGCUGGAUGACCAGACCAAGCUCGAGGAAGCCGCUCUCAACCUCGUGAAAGAGGUUGCUGCCGCCCUGGGAAAGCCCUUGCCUGGCGCCCAUGAGUCUACCGCCGCCGGUGACGUCUACAAGUCCCUGGGAUUCAACUCAGGUGACCCAUUGCUGCAAGAAAUCGACAAGCUCAAGCAGAGCCAAGGUACCAAGGUGUACGACGUGAUGCUCUCGUACAACUGGGCACACCAGUCCACAGUCUUGCGCAUCAAGGAGUGGCUCGAGGGCCGAAAUGUCUCGGUGUGGAUGGACACGGACCAAAUGAGUGGAAACAUCUACACCAAGAUGGCCGAGGCCGUGAUGGGCUCCAAGGUGAUCUGCGCCUGUCUGACGGCGCAGUACGAGAAAUCGGCAAACUGCAAACGCGAGCUCGGAUUUGCGGGCGACCAGGUCCGGAAUGGCAAAAAGAUCAUUCCCCUCCGGCUGGACGACACCGAGCUGACAUGGUCGGCUCUGAUCACGGCCGGCCUUCGCACCAUCAAGGUCGAAGACGAGCACCUGAAGUCGGACUCGCAGUGGGACAUUGUGAUGCAGAGCCUCCUGGAUGAAAUCCUGGUCGCAUUGGGUGCUGCCGCAGCCCCUGCUUCUGUCCCUGCUGUCCCUUCCACCUCUGCUUCGUCUGCUCCCGAUCAGGUAGCCCCAGCUGCCACACAAACCGGCGCUGAGACAGCAGCCCCUGCCAAGACACACCACCAUGCCCCGGUUCGCACCACGACGUUUGGCCAGUUGGACCCGGUCGGGGCGGCUCAGGAUGUGGGAGCAUCGCCUGAGGGCUAUGUGCCGCUGAAGGACUUUGAAGCCCUCCGGGAGAGAGUGCGCACCCUGGAGAUGCUGGUGACCCGCCAAACGGCUCUGCUCGAGAAGCUGAUUCUCAGUCGCCGUUGACGCUGCCAUCGCCAGAAAUGCGUCGCGGGAGGUGUUGGCUUGCUGGCUUGGUUUCGCUUGGUUGUUGCUCGUUAGUCGCUGUGCGUUGUAUUGUUUUCACAACUUAUCCACUGUUCUGGAUCUUGAAUACACCGGAUCCGUCGCCCAUCA